AUUCAUUGUAGAUGCAGAAUUUCAAUAAAAGCUCAAAAGAGCUAAAGUAGGGUUAAUAAUGGGUAUAUUGUAUGUCUAGAGAUUAGACAACAGCUCAUCCACCAAAUUAUGGGGUAAAAAAGAAAACAUAUAAUUUUGAGGGAUCAAGGGGAAGAGACAUAAAACUUUUAUCUUCAUGUAGAGGAAGACAAACAAAAAAAAAAAAAAAAAAAACCUGAAAGGAGUUGGUGAAAUUAUAUACGUUAAAGAGAAAUUUCAAAUAUUAUUUAAUUCAGGUGUUAAAAGAAAAGGCUAAUUAUACUUCUGUUACAUAAAACAAGUAAGUUGAAAAUAAAUCCUCAAUAAAUGUAAAAAAAAUAAAAAUAAACUUGCAAUAAAAUAUAGUGAAUAAAUGUUAUUUUACAUAAAGAUUACAGCACUCCUUUUGUAUACUAUAACGCUAUGAUCAUUAAAGGCCCUUUAUUUCCAAAUUCAAAGAGAUUAGUUUAAGUUUUAAAACUUAUAUUAUUAGAUAGGAAAAUUACAAUAACGAUAGUUAAUUGAAGUGAAAAUAAUUAAAUUUUUGUUAAAUAAUAUUUUAUAUAAUUUUUUUAUUAUUUUUAAUUACAUACAUCUUUUUAUCUAAAAAGAUUACAUACAGAAAAUCGUUAUUACUUUUUUUUCUUAUUUCUAUGAAAUUCCUUUUUUCUUUUUUUUUAAAUGUAAUACUCUAGUCACUAAUAGGCACUCUAAUUAUAAAUUAUAGCUUUGCCCUUAUACAAAUCAGGGUUCCUCAUAAUAGAUACAAAAUGAUUUUUGUUUUAAGAAACGCUAAAAAUAUUCUUUGUUAGGUAAGUAGCAUUAAAUAUCAAUAAAUGUUUAUAUACAAUACUUCUUAAGAACAGGAAAUUUUUUGCUUUAAAAUAGUUUAUAAAUAGAUUUUAUCUUUGUCUUUAUAGUAAUACAAUAAUUUCCAUAGAUUCUAUCAUUUGAUAAAAAUUGGGUCUGCAAAGAAAACCAAGAUGGAAUCUUUAUGCAGUGAACAGACGUAUCAUGUAGUUUUGUUUCCUUUCAUGGCGAAAGGCCAUACAAUCCCUAUUUUAGACCUAGCACGCCUCUUUCUCCAUCGCCAGAUAGCUGUUACAAUCUUCACUACUCCAGCCAACCUGCCCUUCAUUGCUGAAUCUUUGGCUGAUACCAACGUCUCCAUUGUCGAACUGUCUUUCCCAAGUAACGUCCCUGAAAUACCUACAGGCAUUGAAAGUACCGAUAUGCUCCCUUCCAUGUUACUGUGGCCUUCGUUCGUGUUUUCAACCAAGCUCAUGCAGCCCAACUUUGAACGUGCCCUCGAGAAUCUUCCACCUGUAAAUUUCAUGGUAUCUGAUGGGUUCUUGUGGUGGACUCUUGAGUCUGCAAACAAAUUUGGUUUUCCGAGAUUUGUGUUUUUUGGGAUGUCCAAUUACGCCAUGUGUGUGGAAAAAGCUGUGUAUGAGAACAAGCUUUUGUUUGGGCCUGAAUCAGAAGAAGAAUUGAUAACAGUUACUCCGUUUCCAUGGAUAAAGAUUACUAGAUCUGACUUUGAUCCAUCCUUCUCUAAUCCUGAAUCAAAGGGUUUGUUCUUUGAGCUUGCAAAGUUAGUGUUUACAGCUGCAUCAAGUAGUUUUGGUUAUAUAAUGAAUAGUUUCUAUGAGCUUGAACAAGUUUUUGUUGACUAUUGGAAUAAUCACAGUGAACGACAACUGACAUGGUGCAUUGGACCUCUAUGCCUAGCCGAGCGACCAAGGCUUCAACGUGUAGAUAACAAUAAACCCACUUGGAUUCAGUGGCUAGAUCAAAAGUUGGAGCAGGGACAGCCAGUACUGUAUGUAGCAUUUGGGACUCAAACAGAGAUUUCACUGGAACAAUUACAGGAAAUAUCAAUUGGGUUAGAAGUGUCCAAGGUAAACUUUUUGUGGGUUACGAGAGACAAGGGAAUCAACUUAGAAGGUUUCGAAGAGAGGGUUAAAGGAAGAGGGAUGAUAGUUCGAGAAUGGGUUGAACAAAGGGAGAUCCUGAUGCACAAAAGUGUGCAAGGGUUUUUGAGUCAUUGCGGGUGGAACUCAGUAUUGGAGAGUAUGUGUGAAGGAGUACCAAUUCUUGCAUGGCCAAUGAUUGCUGAGCAACCUCUGAAUGCAAGAAUGGUGGUGGAGGAGAUACAAAUUGGGCUGAGAGUAGAGACAUGUGAUGGAUCAGUUAGAGGGUUUGUGAAAUCGGAAGGUUUAAGAAAGACGGUGAAAGAGUUGAUGGAAGGAGAUGUAGGGAAGAAAACAAGGAAGAAGGUGAAAGAGGUGGCAAAGAUGGCAAAAGAAGCUAUGAAGGAUAAUACUGGAUCCUCUUGGCGCUCGCGAGAUUUGCUCAUUCAAAACUGCAACUGCAAGGUAUCCUUGUAAUUAGUGCCAACAACACUUGCAUUGUCUUGUCUGGUUCAAAUCUAGAUUUAAAAGGUGUCACUCUGUCAGUAGAGUAAAUUACCUCUAACUUUAACCUAGUUUGAAAUUGAGUCUAAAUAUUUUCUGAAACUUGAUUUACUAUAUAUUGGAUAAUUUCGAGUGCGUUAGUUAUGUGCUUAGUGUGUUAAUAAAAGUUUAACAUUUUAACGAUAUUAUAAAUAUUUCUUAAAUAAAUCAAUUAACUCCAUAUAUAUAUAAUUAUAAUUAUAAUUAUAAGCAUAUAGAUCAAGUAAUUCAUCAAAAUGAAAAAUUUAUAAAAAAAUUCAUAUUUU
This is a messenger RNA of Ricinus communis (castor bean), 2740 nucleotides long. RefSeq names its product UDP-glycosyltransferase 90A1. NCBI's taxonomy places the organism in Eukaryota, Viridiplantae, Streptophyta, Magnoliopsida, Malpighiales, Euphorbiaceae. The record is from RefSeq and is a predicted model, not a curated record. The coding region runs from base 1002 to 2408 and encodes 468 amino acids. The transcript has a single exon. Gene Ontology annotation, molecular function: UDP-glycosyltransferase activity.